Molecule: messenger RNA, 1477 nt
Organism: Pocillopora meandrina
Lineage: Eukaryota; Metazoa; Cnidaria; Anthozoa; Scleractinia; Pocilloporidae
Source: the annotation of a GenBank genome assembly
AUGACCACAAUGACGCAUGUGACCGCUGCGACCUUACUUCAAAUUGAGGCAGGCCUGGCGGCCCAGACUGAAAAUCUAUCAUCCGUGGAAAAGGAAGAUCUUCUCUUCAGGGUGAAGCAAGCCAAGAAAGCCAUCUGGGCUUGGAAGUCACACUUUCUUCGCUCUGUCAACCAAGAUUCUGCUCGAGUGGAGCUUUUGGAUCAACUAGAUGAAACUUCAGUGCUGCUGGUGCAAGAUUGGGCCAUGAAAUAUUUGCCCAGAAAGUACAGAGAGAGCCAGACCGACUGGUUUGGGAAACGUGGUAUCCCCUGGCAUGUGACAGUAGCAACAAAGCGCGAAGGGGAUGAGAUGCAAAUGCUUACAUUUGUACACAUUUUUAAACCGUGCAAUAAAGACAACUGUGCUGUACUCGCAGUGAUGGCAGAUGUUAUACGGCAGCUCAAGAUCACAGUACCCAAUCUAGCGUCCGUGUAUUAUCGGCAGGACAAUGCCGGAUGUUAUCACUGCGGAGCAACCAUUGUGUGCGCAAGAGUCCUCGGCGAGCAGUUUGGCGUAUCCAUAAAGCGCCUUGAUUUCUCGGAUCCCCAAGGGGGAAAAGGGCCUUGCGAUAGAAAGGCUGCUACGAUCAAAUCACAUAUGAGAGUUCACCUAAAUUCUGGUAGCGAUAUUGAGACUCCCGCUCAGAUGUCUGAUGCAACUCUUUCCUCCGGGGGAGUGUCCGUGGUUAACGUUACUCAGUGUGAAUCAGCCACACCUCUUGAGCAAAUUUUUGAAGGUCGAAGGUGUGAGUUUGAUUAACAAUGUUGAGUAUAGCGGUGACAGAAUUCGCGUGUGGAAGGCGUACGGUGUUGGCCCUGGGAAACUUUUAAAGUUGGAGAAUCCACCGUUGUCGGAGCUUCCAUCACUCACAAGUCCGCAAACACAUUCCAGUACCUUCACUUCAGUCAAGGUAAGAAGAAAAAACGUACAGCCUCAAGUUCAUGAGGAUCAAGUAGACCAAGAGGCUAACGCUGAAUUCCUAGAAAAUCUGACAGGUGUAGAAGAAGGACUUUUUGUUUGUCCUGAGGAGAGCUGCACACGGACAUUCCUAAGGCAUUCUUCAAUGCAGCGACACUUAGAUUGUGGUAAACACGAGCGAGCUCUAGAGCGCGAGACCUUAACAGACAGAGCUGUUAAGGUGUAUGGAGAGAAACUGGAGGGACAGACCCCUUCAGUACCAGAGGUUAUUGCAAACAGUAUACCUGACAUCAUACCAGAUUCGUGCAGAAAAGUACCAAUGGGCUGGGCACUAAGGGCUGGUGCCCAACUAAAGAGAUUUACUUCCAGCCAGAAGGCCUAUCUUACUGCCAAAUUUAAACUGGGGGAACAAUCAGGACAGAAAGCCGACCCUGCAUCAGUUGCACGUGCGAUGGUAAGCGCCAAAGAAGCGAGUGGUAACCACCUGUUUACAAGCGACGAUUUUCUUACAGCAAAUUAA